Messenger RNA from Spodoptera exigua (beet armyworm), 1476 nucleotides. The record is from the annotation of a GenBank genome assembly. NCBI's taxonomy places the organism in Eukaryota, Metazoa, Arthropoda, Insecta, Lepidoptera, Noctuidae.
AUUCAUUGUUUGCGUUCACGUUUCAGUCAGUCGCUAACGGUAUCCUUGUGUUGGUUGUCGUCUUUAUUUGCGCUAAAUAAAUACGAAUACAAUAAAGAUUAUCGCGAAAUAUAUAUCUUUUCCUACAAUCGCUAUCUUAUCAGGCAUUGUAAAGGAUAAAUCGAUCAUGUUCAAUCUCCAAUGUGUCUUAUUUAAGUUUGUGUUAUGAUGUGCUACUUAGCUUAAUAAUUUUACAUUUAUCAUCAUUUACUGUUUAUUUUUUGAGUGAAAAUGCCUUCUGGACAGAGAGAAACUACUGUUUCCAUGCCGCUGACACCAUCGCGGUCUGAUUUGUAUUGGCGUAGAAUUUUUGAAAAGUACGACAAAGACAAAGAUGGACGAAUCUCCUACGUGGAACUCAAAGAGAUUAUUAACUCCGUGGAAUACCAACAUGACCUGCCGGACAAUGUGGUGGACAAGAUUAUGGAUCUGGCAGACAGAGACAAUUCAGGGUACCUAGACUUCAACGAAUUCGUCGCGAUGAUGCAGAAUCCAGACUUGAAAGCAGUAUUUGGACACUUUGUAGCAAGAUACGUGCACUCUAUCAUACCCCACCGAGGACCAGUAGAUACUACAGGAACGUGGACAGGUUUCCGGCCAGUUACCAGAAGUGAUGGCGCCCAUAGCACGUCAAUCUUUACAUACUCAGACGGCACCUACGAAGAAGAGUAUAGCUGUUGGCCGCCCGCCAUCUGCAUGAUCCUCAUCUCCCUGGUGGAAAUCGUCCUCUUUUGCUACGAUGCUGCUCAAGGACAUACGCAAGGCGAUGGAACCAUCGCCAAGCUUUUCAUCUACAAUCCACACAAGAGACAGGAGGCGUGGAGAUUUAUUACCUACAUGUUGGUCCAUGUUGGCGUGGUCCAUCUGCUAGUCAAUCUUCUGGUGCAGUUGUUCCUCGGAGUCCCUCUAGAGAUGGUGCAUCGGUGGUGGCGAGUGGUGUUGGUGUACCUCGCUGGUGUGGCCGCAGGAUCCCUAGCCACCAGUCUGACAGACCCCAAGGUCUAUUUAGCUGGAGCUUCAGGAGGCGUGUAUGCGUUAAUUGCAGCACAUAUCGCUACUAUUAUUAUGAACUGGUCGGAGAUGGAGUUUGCCAUCAUCCAGUUACUGGUGUUCGUAUUAUUGGCGGCUGUGGACAUUGGCACCGCGGUGUAUGAUCGAUACUGGCGCCAUCUAGACCAAAACAUCGGUUACGUCGCUCAUUUAGCCGGAGCUAUUGCCGGUCUUCUAGUUGGCAUCGGUGUUCUCCGUAAUCUUGAAAAGAGAAAAUGGGAGAAGCGUCUCUGGUGGGCGGCGGUACUGAUCUACUGUUCUCUAAUGGCUGCUGGUAUCCUAGCCAACAUCUUCUGGACUGAUAGAUUCCAGAAAAGCCUCUAAAUAAUAAUCUAAGUCUGAACCUAGCUUUAGGUACCUGAUUUUUAAAGUGGGCUUCUUUUUGGG